Daldinia loculata is the source of this 1044-nucleotide messenger RNA. RefSeq lists its product as uncharacterized. The transcript is spliced from 4 exons. NCBI's taxonomy places the organism in Eukaryota, Fungi, Ascomycota, Sordariomycetes, Xylariales, Hypoxylaceae. The record is from RefSeq and is a predicted model, not a curated record. Bases 1 to 1044 code for a protein of 347 amino acids.
AUGGAUGCGCCCGUGUUCGCUAUCAGCUGCACCAUAUUCACGAUCAGCUUGGUCGCAGUUGGGCUACGUUUCCAUUGCAGGCGAUUGACGAAAGGCGUUGGGUGGGAUGAUGGGUUUAUACUCGUCGCUGUCGCUCUAGAGAUUGCAUUAUUUGCAGUCUCUGUCUAUUUAUGGAAUGAAGGAUACUAUCGUGUUUCGCCAGACCGAAUUGAUAAGGAUAUUCUCUGCGUCCUCCUUGUUUUCGAAUCCCUCUAUUUGACCUCCAUGUGCUUCACAAAACUCAGCGCCAUAUAUUUAUACAUGAGAAUAUUCAUCCACAAGUCGUUCCGAGUACUCUGCCUGACCAUCGGCUCUAUCAUAAUACUGUUGUAUAUAGCAGUAUAUGUACAAGUUUUCACCCUUUCGGAGGUCGCGGCAGACCUCUGGGGAAAACCAAUAUUCGGUCACGUUGUGGAUAAUAAGAAGGUUGACAUUGGGAAUGCAGUUUUCAACGUGGUCACGAAUGCCAUCGUCCUUCUUCUACCCAUACGACCUAUCUGGACGCUAAAGAUGAGGGUUAGGUCCAAGAUAAAUUUAACGGUACUCUUCGGUCUGGGACUCUGCGUCACCGUGGUCUCCUGCAUACGAAUAAGUGCUCUUCUACGCGCAAACAAGUAUAUAACAUCCACGGUCGUUUCCUACGGUAGUCGUGAUAUGCACCUUCGUGUGCUCGAGCCUGAAUUGGCCAUCUUCUCACUCUGCCUUCCCGUGCUGCGUCCAUUCUGGCUCAAAGUGCGAGAGAGCUACGGUUACGUUACGGAGCAUUUUCGCAGCGGCUGUCAGUGUAAUAAGCUGGCCCCGAGCAAGGCGGAUGACGAGGAACAUCUAUUAUAUUGCAGUGGACCAAUCGCCAGCACUGUUACCAGCAUCAGUGCCAGUACACCGAGACUGCCAGUAGCUGAAAUGGGCCUGUGUGAUAUACUUAGACAAAAGUCCAAGUCUGUAUUCUCUGGAAACUCAGUGCGACCACCGAAGCCUGCAGUUAUAAAAGUAGAAAGAACUUAG